ACACACUCUCUCUCUCUCUCUCUCUCUCUCUCUCUCUCUCUCUCUCUCUCUCUCUCUCACACACACACACACACACACACUGCUCGCCUAUCAGUCGACCCACACCGGCAGCUCGUUGUUCGAUGUUUGUGUUGAUCGCAUCUGCUUCAGCGAAUCUGUAGCGCGCGAGAAGAAGAAAAAGAACACGCGCUGUCUAAUGACGAAAACUGUUGAGAGCAGCAGAGCUUUGAGAGGAGCAGCGGGAGGGAUGUCGACAUAUUAUUGACUUGUGUUGAGUGUCGUCGAGACGAGCGAACAGCGCCGCGGAUUUUCUUCUGACUCAACAGCAGUAAGAAUGACGGAAUAUAAGUUGGUGGUGGUAGGUGCAGGUGGCGUGGGCAAGAGUGCUCUGACCAUCCAGCUCAUUCAGAACCACUUUGUUGAUGAAUACGACCCAACCAUUGAGGACUCAUACAGGAAACAGGUGGUGAUUGAUGGAGAGACAUGUUUGUUAGAUAUCCUGGAUACUGCAGGUCAGGAAGAGUACAGUGCAAUGAGAGACCAGUAUAUGAGGACUGGAGAGGGCUUUCUCUGUGUCUUUGCCAUCAACAAUACCAAGUCUUUUGAGGACAUUCAUCAGUACAGGGAACAGAUUAAGAGGGUUAAAGACUCAGAUGAUGUGCCUAUGGUGCUUGUGGGUAAUAAAUGUGACCUACCAGCACGCACUGUGGACACAAGACAAGCCCAGGAACUCGCCCGUAGCUACGGUAUACCCUACAUUGAAACUUCAGCCAAGACAAGACAGGGAGUGGAAGAUGCCUUUUACACACUUGUCCGUGAAAUCAGGCAGCAUAAGUUGAGGAAACUGAACCCGCCAGAUGACAACGGCCAAGACUGUAUGAACUGCCGCUGUGUGGUGUCAUGAUCCGUGAUUGUGCAUGGCGUGGCUUUUAGAGCAGUGCAGCCCUACAGACCACAAACACUGCAACACCUACACAGACGCUGGACGUUUAGAGGAGACUGUGUAAAAGGGAAAUCUUUAUUCUGGCAGCCCUGCAGUCUUCUUAGGGAUGUUCCCGUCUCUGUCCUUUACUGGAAAGGAAAGAAGUUGUACCUCAUUUUAAUGGUCUCAACACUGGAGUUGCUACGACUGGAUGAGAGCUGUCACACUUAAAUAUAUUUACAUUAAACAAACUAUCUACUCUUAACUGAAAGAAAUAGCUCAGAAAAUAACCACUCAUAUUGCUUUGUCAGAUGUGUAUGUUAGAAAAACACUUUACGAGAUAGAGAGGAGAAUUACUACAUCAGUUAGAUUAGCAUAUGUCUGGAUGUGAGGAAGAUUUGUAUUGUCAUUUGCUUAGAGGAAGUCUAACCUAAUAAAAUGUACAUAAUUCAUUACGUUCUCUUGCAAAGAGAAUAGUCAUAUGCAGUAUGUGUAUCACAAGUUAUAGUGCAAUAGAUUGCGAUCAGAAGGUACAUCUCCGAUAGGACAUGCUAUGGAAUCGCAUUUAUUCUUUUUGUUUUUGAAUGGCCCUCGGGGUCUUUGAAUUGUGGCUUGAUUAAAUAUCCAGAUGUGAUGCUUUUCAUUUAUGCUAUUAGACAAAUGCAUCACAAAUAAUUGCAUUGGCUAAAGAAGACAAAUAAAUGAAGGUCUCUUUAAAAUAUAUAUAUAUAUAUAUAUAUACUUGUUGGAAAAUGAAUGCAAACUUUAAACUUAAAAGCUUAGACUGAAAAACAUUUGUUGAUAUUCUUGCCAGAACUGUGCUGUUCCCAUGUUCAGGGCAUAAAGUUGAAACUUUAAGUCAUUACAUGCCUAGAAUCAUAUUUUCUAAUCUUCAACUGCAUUUUUUCCCCUUGUGCUUUUAUGAAGAAAAUUUUUCAUGUUUGAGUAAAAAUACUUCUAUCAGACAUUAGAUUGCUUGUAUUAUACAGAACCGUCUUUCUGUUAGAUUUCAAAUCUAAACAAAGGUCUUUCUAUAAUUAAUUUACAUGAAUCAGAUGAACACCUAACAAUGUCUUUGACUAGCAGUGAGUGUCUUCUUUUUCUGGCUGAAAUUUGAUGAUUUUGCCCGAUAAGGAUUGCAGAGUGUUUUGUUCUAUUGAUUGUUCUCAAGGACAUACAUGGGCGGAUAUGAUUCUCCCUUUAAAUCACAUGUCAGUAGCUAUGGUUAUGACCUUCAAGGGUUUCUGUCAGAAUGCUGUGGGCAUCCAGAUCGUUUUGAUGGAUUUGCUCUGCCACAGAGUAAUGUGGGUUUAUCACAUGGUGCCACUUACUGAAUAUUGUUGUACAUUAAGAUUGUUGGUUAAUGGCCAUUUUCCAAAACACUCUUAUUAACAUUAUGUAAAAUACACAAAUACAUGACCUCGAAUUACAUUGGACCUCUACUAUGUUAUUCUGUUUUGAACAUGUCAUAUGCCAAAUGCUGCUAAUACAUUUUUUUUUUUUUUUUUUUU
This is a messenger RNA of Ctenopharyngodon idella (grass carp), 2433 nucleotides long. RefSeq names its product HRas proto-oncogene, GTPase b (gene hrasb). Bases 335 to 904 code for a protein of 189 amino acids. Gene Ontology annotation, cellular component: plasma membrane. Gene Ontology annotation, biological process: Ras protein signal transduction. NCBI's taxonomy places the organism in Eukaryota, Metazoa, Chordata, Actinopteri, Cypriniformes, Xenocyprididae. Gene Ontology annotation, molecular function: GDP binding; GTPase activity; GTP binding. The record is from RefSeq and is a predicted model, not a curated record. The transcript has 6 exons.